CAGUAACACUGCCUUAUCGAGAAUCGCGGUGAGGAACACGGAUAAGUACACCCGAAUGGGAGCGAUGUGGCACCCCUGGCUCUAAAACCCGGCUGGUACUCCCUGCACCAGAUGCAGGGAUAGAGGAGAAGUACUUAGUCCUACGCGGAACCCCUCGCCUCCAGCGUGUCGCCUCUCUCCCAGGAUUGAUUAGGAACAUCAGGUCUUACCUCACCAUCCCAACCUGACCUGGAAACCUGGAAAGCAGUGCCACGGCGGAGGCUGACGUUGAGAAAUCCUGAUUAUUGUACAACUGAGAGGAGGAUGCGACUCCUUUCAUGGGCCGAGCCGAGAUUGACGGGAUGUGUACUGAGCGGUACACAAUCCUUCUUAGGUUCUGAGAGUGACUGCGACGACUCCAUGUCAAGACGUAGUCCGUCCGUCUGUCCAGGAGGCUGCGUCCGGCGUCUCGCAGUGUCGCCAAGCGCUCGGAACCUCACGUUCCAGUCAGACGCCUCGGCGGAACCUCAGACGCUACUAAGGUAGUCUCCUAGCAGCCAUAAUGCGGUCUGGGUGCCUUCGAGGUUCCGCCCCCCCUCAUGAAUCUACCGCUUAUCUUCAGGGCUGGGAGGGGGAGGUGGGGGGGAAGUGGGGGGAAGGGGGGUCAGGAGGAGGAGGGGGAGAUUAUUCCGUCUGAGCUGGCUCGGCUAGUACCAGCUAGGCUAUAAAUAGAAGCUCGAAAUCGUGGUCUUAGCACGUUUGAGAUCAACUCUCUUCUCUCCAAGCGUAAGCACGUGAGCUCGGCUCGCCUCUGCCUUCACCUACGGUAGCGUCCUAGCCGUCCCUACGUUAGUCGUGGGUCAGAUUCGGUUUCGAUUCACUUCCGAGUCCAGCCGAAGGAAGAGUCAUGGCGCCUCCGCAGGUGUUCAAGCAGUGGAUGCAGUUCAAGCCGCCCAUGGCGCUGCUGCAGUGCGCGAUCGCGGAGAUCGUCGGCACCAUGUAUUUCGUCUUCCAGGGCGUCCUCUGCUCCGCCGUCACCACUCCUGGAGCCAAGAUCGAGCCUCUCACGACCGUGGUCAUCAUUGCGUUGGGUAACGGCGUGGGUUACGCGCUCGCUGUGGCCGGGACGAUUGGCAUUUCCGGGGGCCACCUGAAUCCGGCGACCACCGUUGGCAUGCUGGCGGUGGGGCUCAUCGACGUGGUAUCCGCGGCCGUCUACAUCAUCGGCCAGCUCGUGGGUGCGCUGGUCGGCGUCGGCCUUGCCACGGCCGUCUUGCCAUCCGCCCUCAACAGAGUUCUAGGCGCGGCGUCGCUACCUGCAGGCACGUCGACGGGUGCGGGUUUCCUGGGAGUGCUUCUGUUCACCACCCUCCUCAUCUACACCGUUUUCGCCACCGCCGUGGAUCCCAGGGGCCCUAUCGCAAUUGCACCCCUCAUGAUUGGCCUUUCCAUUCUUACGACCACCGCCGUGGGUGUGCCUCUAACGGGGGGGACCAUUAACCCUGCACAAGCGUUUGGAACGUCGGUGUGGCAAGGGGUGUGGACAAACCACUGGAUUUACUGGCUGGCGCCGAUUUUGGCAGCCAUUGCGGUGGCAGUGCCGUACUCGGUGGUCUAUCUCCUGCCGCUUAGCAAGAAGAGCAUGGAGGAUGAGAAAAUUGAGGCAGUCUAGGUUGUGUUCCAAUGCUCUGGCGCAAGGGAAAAGGGUUGCGCGUGAUGCAGAAGUGUUGGUAAGCUUGAAUAGUUGGGAUGCCAUUUGCUGUCAAUAUGUGGUAAUAAAAAAGUCCUCCACGUUUCUUGGUUGAUCAGUACUGAACGUUAUG
Messenger RNA from Closterium sp. NIES-67, 1802 nucleotides. NCBI's taxonomy places the organism in Eukaryota, Viridiplantae, Streptophyta, Zygnematophyceae, Desmidiales, Closteriaceae. The record is from the annotation of a GenBank genome assembly.